Branchiostoma floridae (Florida lancelet) is the source of this 1640-nucleotide messenger RNA. RefSeq names its product protein IMPACT-A-like. Gene Ontology annotation, molecular function: protein binding. The record is from RefSeq and is a predicted model, not a curated record. Gene Ontology annotation, biological process: regulation of translational initiation. NCBI's taxonomy places the organism in Eukaryota, Metazoa, Chordata, Leptocardii, Amphioxiformes, Branchiostomatidae. Gene Ontology annotation, cellular component: cytoplasm. The transcript has 10 exons.
CUGCUAGCGCGAACUUCUCCAAAAAUCGUUGUUAAAAACGGAUCUGGUUUUCACGAUUUGACCGUUUACCCUUCCAACAGCUGAACUACAAACUCAUGCACACUACAGAUGCCUCAGGGUUGAUCCUGGUUACAAGAUGGAAGCAGAGACGGACGACAAUUUGGCAGCUCAGGUGGAGGAGAUAGAGGCCCUGUCAGCCAUCUAUGGAGAUGAGUGGUGUGUUGUGGAUGAGGUGUCCCGUGUGUACUGUAUACAGGUCACGGAUGGGGAGGACAAACAGCAGUGGGCACUGUGUCUUCAGGUUAUUUUACCCACUGACUACCCAAAAUUGUCUCCUCCCAUCUAUGAGUUGAAUGCACCAUGGUUAAAAGGACAAGAACGAAUUGAACUAUCUAGAAGUCUGGAUGAAGUGUACUUACAGAACAUUGGGGAGCCAGUUCUUUUUCUGUGGGUGGAGAAAGUCCGAGAAUUUCUCCUGGAGAAAGAAGAAAGGGACCAGUCAGGUACAUGCAUUUUUUUCAUGUCAAAAGUGGCAGAGAACUGUAUCACUCCAGCAAAUUUGAGUUAGCUAUAGCAGAGUCUUAUAGUUUAUCUGAGAAGAUUCUUGAUUGAUCCAAAAGAUGAGGAACUCCCACCCAUCCACCAUGGGGAGCCAGUCACAGACAAGAGGAGCACCUUCCAGGCACACCUGGCACCUGUGGUGUCUGUCAGGCAGGUAAAACUGGUGCAGGGGAAACUGAUGGAGAACAAGAAGAUAGCUAACGCUACACACAACAUCCUGGCCUACAGAAUCUUUUGUGAAGACAGGAAUUCUUUCAUCCAAGAUUGUGAUGAUGAUGGCGAGACUGCAGCGGGGGGCCGUAUGCUGCACAUAAUGGAGAUCCUUGAUGUGAGGAAUGUGCUGGUGAUUGUGUCCAGGUGGUACGGAGGGAUCCUCCUGGGACCUGACAGGUUCAAACACAUCAACAACUGCACCCGGAACAUCCUGGACACCUGCGGAUACCUGCAAGCUAAGGAUGACAGUGCCUCAAAAGGAAAGAAGACAAAGUCAAAGAAGAGUAAAUGACAGGGAUUUAUCAACUUAAGUGCCAUUAAAGAAUCAAUUUUCUGAAACAUAUGUCUUGUUGCAGGGAUAGCAGAAGUAACUAGAAACUCUAUUUAGGUACAGAAUAUAUGAAAUGAAGUCGUACAGAUUUCAUAUGAAGAAACUCUAAGCUAAGGAAUAUUGUUAAUGUGGAAUAAUUUUAAUAUAUCAUAGUUGUCUUUGAUGUGUCAUUAAUUGAAUAAUACCAACUAUGCCUGUUCAAUUUUUACUGCUUUUUAUUAGAUAGAAUGAACCAUAAUCAUAUGGUAAUGUCACUUUAUUCCAUGGCUUUUUCUUAAAGACUUAAAGUAUGUUUUGAACAUACAGUGCAAUUUCUCAUGAAGCAUUGGCAAUAAUGUAUAUGAUGCUAAUAAUUUUCUUAUGUAUGUAGUAUUAGAAGUCUACACAUAGAUGUAAUUCCUUAUUGGAAUUAAUAAUGGAAAAUAAUGGAAUUAUUAAUUUCUAAGAUUAUUUUACUUUGAAUUGCAUGGCAAGAACAUGUUGUGUUGAAUAGGUACAGGCAGUCAGGCUGAUACACAGGGACCACUGGCAGCAA